GGGGACGGCGGGGUGGGAGGGAGAGGCGGAGGCGACCGAGCUCGCCGCGGCGUUGACGGGCAGAUGUGGUUCUGGACAUGGUGAGCAUGUGACUUCAAAGAUGGACAACUGGAUCUGUUACAAAUUCUGAUUGGCCUUAAGCUGACUUACAAACACUAAAGAGCUUCACGGGAUUUCUCUCAUUCCUAAUUUAUGCCUGUCUAAUUGCCUCACACCACCAGCUUAAUCAUGUAUGGAAGUGCUCGGUCAGUUGGCAAGGCUGAGCCAAGCAACCAGAGUCCAGGGCGUUCACCAAGGCUGCCACGGUCACCACGCUUGGGCCAUCGUCGAACCAACAGCACUGGAGGCAGUUCUGGCAGCAGUACUGGGGGAGGCAGUGGGAAAACCCUUUCUAUGGAAAACAUUCAGUCCUUAAACGCUGCCUAUGCUACGUCUGGCCCUAUGUAUCUCAGUGACCAUGAGAACGUCGGUGCAGACACCCCAAAAAGCACCAUGACUUUGGGCCGGUCUGGGGGGCGGCUGCCUUAUGGUGUUAGGAUGACUGCAAUGGGUAGCAGCCCUAACAUUGCCAGUAGUGGAGUUGCCAGUGAUACUAUCGCGUUUGGAGAGCACCAUCUUCCUCCAGUGAGUAUGGCGUCCACUGUGCCUCACUCGCUUCGCCAGGCCAGGGAUAACACCAUCAUGGAUCUGCAGACGCAACUCAAAGAAGUAUUAAGGGAAAACGAUCUGCUUCGCAAGGAUGUGGAGGUGAAAGAAAGCAAGCUGAGUUCUUCCAUGAACAGCAUCAAGACCUUCUGGAGUCCUGAGCUAAAAAAAGAAAGAGCUCUGAGGAAAGAUGAAGCUUCAAAAAUCACCAUUUGGAAGGAACAGUAUAGAGUUUUGCAAGAAGAAAACCAGCAUAUGCAGAUGACUAUCCAGGCUCUUCAAGAUGAACUUCGGAUCCAGCGGGACCUGAACCAACUGUUCCAGCAGGACAGCAGCUCUAGAACCAGUGAGCCCUUUGUGGCAGAGCUGACAGAGGAAAACUUUCAGCGGCUUCACACAGAGCAUGAGCGCCAGGCCAAGGAACUCUUCCUCCUACGUAAAACCUUAGAAGAGAUGGAACUGCGCAUUGAGACACAGAAACAGACCUUAAAUGCACGCGAUGAAUCCAUCAAAAAGCUGCUGGAGAUGCUGCAGAGUAAAGGUCUGUCAGCAAAAGCCACUGAGGAAGAUCAUGAACGAACAAGGCGGUUGGCUGAGGCAGAGAUGCAUGUGCACCACUUGGAGAGCCUUCUCGAACAGAAGGAAAAAGAAAACAACAUGCUGAGAGAGGAGAUACAUCGACGGUUUGAAAAUGCUCCUGACUCAGCCAAGACAAAGGCUCUGCAAACUGUUAUUGAGAUGAAGGAUUCGAAAAUUUCUUCCAUGGAGCGUGGCCUCCGGGAUUUGGAAGAGGAGAUUCAGAUGUUGAAGUCAAAUGGAGCUCUGAGCACAGAGGAGCGUGAAGAAGAAAUGAAGCAAAUGGAGGUGUACCGUAGUCAUUCCAAAUUCAUGAAAAAUAAGGUAGAGCAACUGAAGGAAGAGCUAAGUGCCAAAGAGGUUCAAGGGGAGGACCUGAAAAAAAGAGUGGCUGGUCUCCAGGCCGAGAUUGGCCAGGUGAAACAGGAGCUGUCACGCAAAGACACAGAGUUGCUAGCCUUGCAGACAAAGCUGGAGACCCUCACAAAUCAGUUCUCUGACAGCAAGCAGCAUAUUGAAGUUCUGAAAGAGUCUCUUACAGCUAAAGAGCAAAGAGCUGCCAUUCUGCAGACGGAGGUGGAUGCAUUACGCUUACGUCUGGAGGAGAAAGAGACCAUGCUAAAUAAGAAGACAAAGCAGAUUCAGGAGAUUGCAGAGGAGAAAGGCACUCAAGCAGGAGAGAUCCAUGAUCUCAAGGAUAUGUUAGAGGUGAAGGAACGCAAAGUUAACGUUCUUCAGAAGAAGAUUGAAAAUCUUCAAGAGCAGCUAAGAGACAAGGAAAAGCAAAUGAGCAGUUUAAAGGAUCGAGUGAAAUCCUUGCAGGCUGACACCACCAAUACUGACACUGCCUUGACCACGCUGGAAGAAGCACUUGCCGAAAAAGAAAGGACCAUUGAGCGCCUAAAGGAGCAACGGGACAGAGAUGAACGAGAAAAACAGGAAGAGAUUGACACCUACAAAAAAGACAUUAAGGACCUGAAAGAGAAAGUCAGCAUUUUACAAGGAGAUCUCACAGAGAAAGAGUCAUCCUUACUGGAUCUGAAGGAGCAUGCUUCAUCCUUAGCUUCAUCAGGACUGAAGAAAGAUUCAAGGCUUAAGACACUGGAAAUUGCAUUGGAACAGAAAAAGGAAGAAUGUUUGAAAAUGGAAACUCAAUUGAAGAAGGCUCAUGAGGCAACUCUUGAGGCAAGGGCCAGCCCAGAGCUGAGUGAUCGCAUGCAGCAGCUGGAGCGGGAGGUAACGAGGUUUCGGGAAGAGUCAAGUAAGGCUCAAGCUGAAGUGGAUCGUCUUCUGGAAAUCUUGAAGGAGAUGGAAAAUGAGAAGAAUGAUAAAGAUAAGAAAAUUGCAGAACUGGAGAGGCAAGUUAAAGAUCAAAAUAAGAAAGUAGCAAAUCUGAAGCACAAAGAGCAAGUGGAGAAGAAGAAGAGUGCACAAAUGCUGGAGGAGGCCAGGAGACGAGAGGAUAAUCUUAAUGACAGCUCCCAACAGCUUCAGGACAAUCUGCGUAAAAAGGAUGAUCGGAUUGAAGAAUUGGAAGAGGCACUCAGAGAAAGUGUUCAGAUAACUGCAGAGCGAGAAAUGGUGCUAGCACAAGAGGAGUCAGCCAGGAUCAAUGCUGAGAAACAGGUAGAAGAGCUGAUGAUGGCCAUGGAGAAGGUUAAGCAGGAGCUGGAGUCGAUGAAAGCAAAAUUGUCUUCUACACAACAGUCUUUGGCUGAGAAGGAAACCCAUUUGACCAACCUACGAGCAGAAAGAAGAAAACAUUUGGAGGAGGUCCUGGAGAUGAAACAAGAAGCCCUUCUUGCUGCCAUUAGUGAAAAAGAUGCCAAUAUUGCUCUGCUAGAGCUUUCAUCCUCUAAGAAGAAGACUCAAGAUGAAGUGGCUGCCCUCAAACGAGAGAAAGAUCGCCUUGUGCAACAGCUCAAGCAGCAGACACAGAACCGUAUGAAGCUGAUGGCUGACAACUAUGAGGAUGAUCACCUCAAAUCCUCAUCCCAUUCCAACCAAACCAACCACAAGCCCUCCCCAGACCAGAUAAUUCAGCCCCUCUUAGAACUUGAUCAGAAUCGCAGCAAAUUGAAGCUGUACAUUGGACAUCUGACAGCCCUCUGCCAUGACCGUGACCCCUUGAUUCUGCGUGGACUCACCCCACCUGCUUCCUACCACUUGGAUGAUGACCAGGCAGCUUGGGAGAAAGAGCUGCAGAAGAUGACCCAGGAGCAGCUUCGUGACGAGUUAGAAAAGGGCGAGAAGGAAAGCGCAGAGCUGCAAGAGUUUGCCAACGCCAUUUUACAGCAGAUAGCAGAUCACUGCCCUGACAUCCUGGAGCAAGUCGUCAAUGCACUCGAGGAGUCGUCAUGACCUCGGCCGCUGGCCCCGCUGGAGCAGCGCACCAACGGCCGAGCCCAGUCAGUCCAAGGAGCCGUGAGAGUGGAGAGGAAUGUGAAAGACAGAAAAUGGAACAGAAACUUCUGGUGCACUUUUUGCAAGGAAAACAAAAACAAACAAAAACAAACACCUCUAAAAACUACAGGCUCUCUAGGUUCUUCCAGUCUAUGAUUAAUCAGUCAUGCUCAUGUUCAUCUUCUCACUGCCUUUCUACUUUAGCAUCCAAUUCCCUGCUGACUUGUUGGUAUUGGACUUUUGGAUACAGCUAAGCAGAGCUCUUCUGAGUCUCCUGAUCAAAGAGGGGAUCCACUGAAUACAAGAAGUUCUAGUUCUUCGUGAGGUUGCAGAUGGGUAGCCUUGCCUUUCAUUCAUUUAUUGCUUUUUUUUUUCUUCUCAUAAAAGCUGAAAGCCUCUAUUUCAUAGUGCUAAAAAUUAAACUUGAGUAUGCUCUGAUUGCGGCUCACAAAUGGCCAGCAUCAGCUAGCUAGCUCAGGUCUCACUGCCUGUCUCAAUGUUUCUUACAUUCUUAAAUAACAUAGAGAUGAAAGAAAGGUUUCCUUAUUACGUUCUGUGAGUGUCUUAAUCUAGCAGCUGGGAAACCAGGUAGGCAUGCUGGUACUUUCUUUUACUUAGCAUUAAUUUUUAUUGUUCACUGAUUUGACUCUGAAGUGCUGAGUGGGGCAUAUUUUCAGAUAACAGUUUUUGUCUUUUGGCUCUUCAUUUUUUUAGCUGAGUUCUUCAUAGAGUCACCUAAAUUCUUAUUUUAUAGAAAGAUCUCCCCCUUCAAACAGGUGUGAUCAGCAAGUCAGCUCCCAGGUUUAACUUGUAUAGUUUGCCCAUUGCUGAUUUUUCAGGCUGUAGGCUUAUAAACACCAGCUGCCAUCAGAAUAGUCUUAGGCAUUUUGUACAUAACCAAAUUGCAUCAUUUAGCUUAAAAAUAUAAUUUUAAAACUAACUUAGGUAAAUUAGCAACACAGUUCUUACUAUAAUUAUGAAUUAAUUUAUUUUGAGUUAGUUUAGGUUGACAAGGAAUUAGUUUGAGUUCAGAGCAAGAACCUGUUCUUAUAAAGAAGAGCAUCUCUGCUGGAGUUGGCACCCAGUUGAGUAGAUAGGUAUAAAAUCACAGCUUUAGCUAAACCAGUGCAAUUCUUACAUGUAUAUAAGAGGCCUUCAUGUUGCUCCCAUCCAUCUUUGUUGCUCAUUAAAGCCCCUGCUGAUAGGUAAUAUGACCUGAAAUAGCAGGUCGGUUUGUCAUGGUAGCAAUUCAGAACCCUAUUUUAUGAGUAGGACUUGGGUGUUCAUUCUUGGGCUCUGCAUUAAAGAGGACACAUUUUUUUUCCUGGCUACCAAUGGUUAUAUGCAUCUGGGGGCAUCUGCAGGACAGAACCAUUUAACGUGUCCCUGUGUACUCCUUAAAGGAGUUUUUCCCCUUUAGCUUUCUCAUAUUACUUAAGAAAACAGGGGGAGGGGAAAAGGAGACCAAAUAGCAACGCAGCAGGCGAUGAAAUCUUGGUUUUCUAGUUACCAGCUAAUUAUAAGCCCUCUGACUCCUGCAGCCAUUGCUGUAACUCUGAUUUUACAAGUUCUAGAAACAUCAGCUGACCGCAGUGUCUAUCCAUCGUCUGUCUCUCAGUAAACUUCCCAUUCAGAGCCUCCCAUUCAGAGUUUAAUUCCAUCUGACUUACUACAUUUUGAGCUUAAUCACUAAACUGUUAUGCUAAAUAAAAUGUUUCAAACUCUUUCAGAAGAACUGGAUUUCCUACAUCUUUCAAAUUGGUAGCAUAACUCACCUGUAGGUCUUCCACACCUUAUUUUUACUCUUUGAAAUGACUGAUUGCUUCUAAUAGAAAGGAGGUCAGCAAAAGUUUCCAUGAGGGAAGGUGUACCAUCUUCUUUUCAACCAGUAAAAACUGGGCAAAGCUGAAAACGUAUACAUCUGUGGAUUAUAUUGGAAACUAACUAAUUUGAAAUGAAUGAAUCAUACCCUAAUUCAUUCUACCGUGAUGAUUCAGAAGAAGCAACUGUAUCCAUAGCCAUGUCGUCUGCUGGGUAGAAAUACCUAGGUCUCCAAAGAAGGGAUGGCUCGCACCUUCUCCAUCUUUUGAACUGACAGUGCUUUACAAAUCAGGAAAUGUAACUUUAGUUCUCAGUAUAGCAUUAGCCUGUGUCCAAAGACUUUUGUUUGUUUUGUUUUUGUGGUUUUUUUUUUUUCUCAUGUAAGAGGAGAGUAAUGGGAACCUGAAUGUUUGCAAGGGGGAAAUACCGGAAGGCAUGUAGACAGUGACUGUACAUACCACUGAGCCAUGCCUCAUACCAGAACCACCCCUUUGGUCCUAUUAUUUGAGUCAGCACGUUUUGAUAGGAGCUGUUGUUUUGAAAUCUUUCCUCUUGCUUUUACUUCAUCACCCCUAAUUACUCACUCAAGGAAUUUAAUGCUGCCUGUAAAACCAUCAGGGCCAUCAGCCUAACAUCAUCACACUGCCACCACCACUCCUGACUAUCUCAUUAACUUAUAUGGUCAAAUCUCCAGCUGCCCUGGUUCCCUGCUGUAAAACAAUCCCUCUUCUGUGAGAAGCUGUGGAAUUUCCCUUAUCGAUGGUUCAAAUGACUCCUGCUUGUAAACCUCUUACUGAGAUGUCCCUUGAUAGUGUUCCUGCUGCAGGGGAAGGGGGAGGGAUGAGAGCAAGGGGUGGUCAUUUCUGGCUGUUAUUUCAAUUCCGUCUGUGUGCUGCGUUGCCCAUACAUCACAGGAAAGCUCUGAGUUUCGGCACUGGUUCCUUUGCGUCUUUAACUCAGCUGCCAGCCUGAGGCUGUCUUUCUUGGCUGCAAAGUGCCUCAGCAAAGGCAUGAUGCUGUCUGUGGGACCCAUGCAUCUGAAACCAGGUGAAUCUCGCUGUUUAUGCAUCUCCUGGUGACUUCCUUGAAAGGGUUUAUCAAAAACUAGGCCAGUUUUCAUACCAGCCAUUUGGUGUUCUGACUGCGAGCCACAUGCUUGCUGUUCUUCCCAGCAGGAUUAUUGGGCCACUGCAAGUGUUCUUAACUACUGUUAUCUUCUUGGGCUUCUAGACUUGCAACUUAAACACUGAUCUUAGACCUCAGUGAAGUAUUUUCAGGGAGAGAGCAGAUCUCAGUUGGGAACAGACUUGAUCCAACUUGAUCUCCACUGAACUAUUUCAAAUAAUCUCUCUGAUCCUGUGUAGAUACAGAUCUUGUUGUGGCAAAUAGUUUGAAGAACUGUGUGAUCUGGGAGAUGCUGCUGGCUGUGAUUUAAUGCAGAGUGUGGCCCGCAAAAGCCUUUCUUCUUGUUUAUAUGGAGUGCCACAACAUUGGCCUUAGGGUAAUCAAUAGAUUUGGUGAUCAUUGUCCAUCAAGAAACCACCCAUUGGGCACAUGGCAGAAAAUUCAUACAAGAGUACUUGCCAUGAUGCUCCUCCAGUUGUCUAACUCUCUCCAAUUCCUCUGCUAUCUUACAUCCAGGUGUCAGCAGCCAGGAAGAUGCAGUUUCCUUGUGCAACAGUUCCACAGUACAGCAGUUCUGGGAAAUUCUGGGGCCCCUCCUGCCUCCUGGCUUCCUGUCCAGAUCCCAGUGAGCCUGGGGAAACUUACUUGUUCUUCUUUCUAAUGAAGUUCCAUUUGCUGCGGGA
Molecule: messenger RNA, 7253 nt
Organism: Centrocercus urophasianus (Greater sage-grouse)
Lineage: Eukaryota; Metazoa; Chordata; Aves; Galliformes; Phasianidae
Gene: ERC1
Product: ELKS/RAB6-interacting/CAST family member 1
Exons: 19
Coding region: 229-3582 (1117 amino acids)
Biological process (GO): regulation of synaptic plasticity; neuromuscular synaptic transmission; maintenance of presynaptic active zone structure
Cellular component (GO): cytoskeleton of presynaptic active zone
Molecular function (GO): structural constituent of presynaptic active zone
Source: RefSeq, a predicted model, not a curated record